Molecule: messenger RNA, 1818 nt
Organism: Trichoplax adhaerens
Lineage: Eukaryota; Metazoa; Placozoa; Uniplacotomia; Trichoplacea; Trichoplacidae
Exons: 10
Coding region: 1-1818 (605 amino acids)
Source: RefSeq, a predicted model, not a curated record
AUGGCCAUUGAUGGUGGUAACUUAGUUUAUUUUUUACUCCUGGUUAGUAUUUGUAAUUGGAGUCUUGUGAAUGCGGAUAACGACAAUUCCACUGGUCAACCCUUUCACUUAAUAUUGGCUAUUAAAUCCAAUGAUCCUAUUCCUACUGUGGGUUCAAAGUUAACAUUGAUUUAUAACUUAACCAAUAAAUUUAUAAACCCAACGAGUACAAGUAAUGUCACGCUUUAUGGUUCUAUCAGUGGUAUGCAAAAUCGCUUGCCCAGCUCUUAUUCUUAUGCUGAAUCUCCUACUGACAACUAUACAACAUUAGCAUCACAAACUUUUUACGACGGAGCUGUUGUUGAAUUUUUAAACGCUAAAUUCGAUAUUCAAUUUGAAGCAGAUUUCACCGUGGAUAAUAAUGUCAAACAACGACGAUAUAUUUAUUUUACAGUCUCAGCUAAUUACACUGACGACGACGGUAAUAUGAAAACAAUAUCAAAUACUACCAGUAUUAGAAUGGCUGGAAUUACAAUUCAAAACCCAAUAACUUAUCCAACUUUAAACUGGCCUGCUACCCUUCUAAAUAACCUGACUGAAGGCGAAACCCUUAAAGUUGUCGUACCAAUUCAAUUACCUAGAGGCAGAAAUCACAUUAUCUUCAAUAUUGACGCUAUUGGUAUCAAUCCAAACAAUGUACCUGCUCUUUCGUUAACUCAAUUUUAUGCUCCGCCAAAACCCUCCGUCACCUAUCAUCUAUCAUCCAACGUCAAUAAACAAUCACUUACAUUAACUGGCCUCAGUAAUUCACUCGAUUAUUCUACCUCUACAACUUCAUUUUUUAUCAAUAUGGGAGACGUAGAAUUUUCACCAAAUGCCAAUUCUACCAUGACUACCGUCGAUCUCGAGUUUCUUUUUCUACAUACUUCACCGUAUAAUGCCAUUCCAGUACCCAGAGAACGCUGCAAUCUCUGGUUUCGCCCAACUUAUAAUAACAUAGAUAGAGCAACUUUUGAUCAAUCAAUAAUCCUAGAUUUAGUCCGACCAAUUUUAAAAGUCUGGAAGGAGGCUAAGGCGGAAGAAACCAAUUUGCAAGCUUCUGUCAAUUUCAAAAUUAUUGUUUCGCAUAAAAUUUCAUCAACAGCUUUGGCAUAUAAUGUGACGAUAUUUGAUACACUGGAUACAUCGGUUAGUCCAGGAUUUAUUCCUCAGAUACCGACUACAUACUUUUCAGUUAUUCAGCGUGGACGAUUCUUAAUAACUAACAUUUCUAUACCAGUUUUGAAUUUUGGAAUGAAUUAUACCGUCUCUUAUCGAGCUUUAAUUCAGUCUACACCUCAGUCUGCACCAACUAAUUUUACAUCUGACACAAAAGUCGAAUUUAACACUUUACCAAGUUCCAUCCCAAUACCUUAUUCAUCAACGACAUCGAAUCAUAACAGUGCUUCUACAUCGGCAAAUACUGCGAAAAACCGCGGUUGCAUAUCCCUUGACUAUUAUACCCGAACGAUCUAUAAUAAUACACAAUCAAUCCUAGCAGGAGUUUUUGGUGUUAUUGGCGGUAUCUUUAUCGUCGUUUUUAUGGGUUUCGGAUAUGUCUAUACAGAUCACAAAAAUUACGAUAAUAUUAUUAUUCGGAAAAAAAAUCGAGUCUCGCCAACCACCUCAUCUUUUGCACACGACAAUUAUCACGAUACAACUAGUGGCGGCGGUGUGCGUAAUUUAAUGCCAACGAUAUUCAAUCGCAGCCCCAUUAGACCUCAAGAUUCUGCUAAGCCAGUUCCAACACUAUAUCAAAUGAAAAGGCAAGCUUCAUUAGUAGUCUGUUUUAAGAAAUAA